Molecule: messenger RNA, 957 nt
Organism: Bipolaris maydis ATCC 48331
Lineage: Eukaryota; Fungi; Ascomycota; Dothideomycetes; Pleosporales; Pleosporaceae
Product: emp24/gp25L/p24 family/GOLD-domain-containing protein
Biological process (GO): endoplasmic reticulum to Golgi vesicle-mediated transport; intracellular protein transport; Golgi organization
Cellular component (GO): endoplasmic reticulum-Golgi intermediate compartment; COPII-coated ER to Golgi transport vesicle; Golgi apparatus
Source: RefSeq, a predicted model, not a curated record
GUACAAUUCCACGAGCGCCCUUUCACAGAGAGAGUGAGAGAGGCACAACGAAACGUCGGGCUUGCAAGCGCUGCAGCUCUCAACAAAUCCCAGGACCCCAACCAAUUCGACAAUGGACCGGUUAGCACGCCUCGUCAGCUACCUGCUGCUUGCCCUUCUCCCUCUUACUGCGGCCCUCAAAUUCGACCUUCAUCCAGUGGCCGAGCGCGAUUCUGCCCGAUACGAACGAUGCAUUAGAAAUUUCGUUGCAAAAGAGCAGUUGGUGGUUGUUACGGCGAUAUUGGAUGGGUACAGGGGAGAUGGCCAGAGGGUUGAUAUGCAUAUCCGCGACGCAAUGGGCAACGACUACCACCGCCCCAAGGACGUAGUAGGCGAGAACCGCUACGCAUUCACCUCGCACGCCGACUCGGUCUUUGACGUCUGCUUCGCCAACGUCUUCACAACUGCCUCGUCGUCCAAGUCGAUCAAGCCCCGCCACGUCGAACUCGACAUUGACAUUGGUGCCGACGCUAAGGACUGGAACGCCAUCUCCGCCAGCGAGAAGCUCAAGCCCGUCGAGGCCGAACUACGCAGGAUCGAAGAGGUUGUCGGCGAGAUUGUUAGGGAGAUGGAUUACUUAAGGUGGCGUGAGCAGAGGCUCAGGGAUACGAAUGAGAGUACCAAUGAGAGAGUCAAGUGGUUUGCUAUUGGCACCAUGGGCAUGUUGGUUGGACUGGGUGCGUGGCAGAUUAUUUACCUCAGGGCUUAUUUCAGGAGUAAGCACCUUAUCUAGAUGCAUACACAGAUUGAGGGGCUGGGGGAUGUGUGUGUACAAGAGAUUGUGGUGGAAGAAGCAGAGGGCAAAGGGCAUGUGUAUGAACAGCGUUAUGGAUUGCAUACUUGGCAGGCAAUGGCAAUUGAAGCGGCGUUGGGAGUGAUAUUAUACCAAGAACAAAAAAUUCAAAUCAUUGUCAUAAU